Rotaria sp. Silwood2 is the source of this 369-nucleotide messenger RNA. Lineage: Eukaryota; Metazoa; Rotifera; Eurotatoria; Philodinida; Philodinidae. The record is from the annotation of a GenBank genome assembly.
AUGAAACGAGCACGACUAGCAGAAUUAAGACAUCAUUUAGAUAUGGUAGCUAAAGUAGCAUUGCAACCAUUUGUACAAUCCGUUCAUAUUCAUGAUGAUCUUUUAGUGUUCAACGAUCAUUAUCACCAUCACAACAAUCACGUUCGCCAACGAAAUCUACCGAUUCUUCCUUAUCAAAUCUCCAUGUCAAAUAACAAUGAUUUAUUAUGGUCCACAUACAAAGUUGAUUAUGAUCAUUCAUUAUUCGAAUCAAUUGAUGAAAUAAUGAUGAUAUUACAAUAUAAUGGAGAAGAAAAUUUACUUGUUUAUAAAGAUAAUCUUAAAGUUGAAGAAGAAUUUAUAUUUAAUUCUCGUUGUUAUUCUGAUUAA